GUAAAGUGAGUAACAUCACCAAUUCCACCUGAACCAGGAAAAUCUGAGGGGGACUACCUACCCUGACAGUUGUCCUGCUUUGUGGGCGUGAACAAAGAACAAACAUUUUCGCCAUGGCACCAUGUACCAGAGAAUUCGUGCUGCUCCUCGGAUUUUUGGGAUUUGCGAUUGUCGUCAUGAUGUUCUUCUUCCAAUGGGACGCGCUACCAGAAGUGAGAGGAAAACAAGUCUCCAGUCAACCCCAAAUAACCACUGAGAGGAUCCCUGAGCAGCAGGAACUGAGAAAGAAGCUGCUAAGAGAAACGUGUGAUGGUGACAGAGACGCCUUCACUGAGGGCAAGCACAGUUCAGAUGACUUGAGUGUAGAGGAGCUGGAUAACCUAAUUGUGGAUGACAAACACUGCAUCAUCUACUGUUUCAUUCCCAAGGUGGCAUGUACCAACUGGAAGACUGUAAUGUUUGUCCUGAACCAGAGCAAGCCAUAUCCUGACCCCAAGUCCAUAAAUGUUGACUUGGUCCAUGACAUCGACAAGCUCAUUUACCUGAACGCUUUCCCAAAAGAAGAGAUUGAGGCAAAGCUGAAAAACUACACCAAGUUCAUGUUUGUCCGGGACCCAUUCACCCGACUCAUCUCCGCCUACCGAGACAAGUUCCUGCAGUGGCACGAUGAGUACUACUAUCGAAACUUUUCCCGGGAAAUUCUGCGCCUGUACACCAACCUGACUAAUCCACCACAGACGGUGAAAGAGGCGUCUGUAACGGAGUUGCACCCCUCAUUUUACAACUUCAUUCAGUACUUGCUGGACCCGCGGACAGAGGAGAAGCAGCCCUUUGACCUUCACUGGAAGCAGAUGUACCGCCAGUGCCACCCCUGCCUCAUCCAGUAUGAUUUCCUUGGCCAUCAGGAGACUCUUCAACAGGACGCCAAACAGCUGCUGAAGAUGUUAAAGCUGGAGAACGACAUCAAGUUCCCUCCUUCCUAUGAAAACAUGACUUCCCCUACUUCUGUGUCGGAGUGGUUCGGCACAGUGCCUCUAGAGGACAGGAGGAAGCUGUACCAGCUCUAUGAGAAGGACUUCAGACUUUUUGGCUACAGAAGGCCUGGAGAAUUGCUUGAUGGUUGAGAUGAAGUUAUGAUUUUUAUUUCACUCUUUGCUGUGGGCAUAGAAAACCACUAUUUAUUCUGAGCAAAGAACAAUCACUUAUACAAGGGAAAUAUUCAACCAACUUAUUUUCUCAAAUGUAUAAAUUCUAAGCCCUGUCUGCAUCUCUAGCUUUCUACCUCCCAAAAUGUUGCGUCUCUUAAUGUGUAGUGAGAUGUUUUGUUUUCUUAACUCAUUAACCCCCAGUGUUAGAGUGAACUUCACUUGUUGGCUACUCCAAUAAAUGAGAAACUGACUUGAA
Molecule: messenger RNA, 1404 nt
Organism: Perca flavescens (yellow perch)
Lineage: Eukaryota; Metazoa; Chordata; Actinopteri; Perciformes; Percidae
Product: carbohydrate sulfotransferase 12
Exons: 7
Coding region: 114-1124 (336 amino acids)
Biological process (GO): carbohydrate biosynthetic process; proteoglycan biosynthetic process
Cellular component (GO): membrane
Molecular function (GO): sulfotransferase activity
Source: RefSeq, a predicted model, not a curated record